Messenger RNA from Cooperia oncophora, 549 nucleotides. The record is from the annotation of a GenBank genome assembly. Lineage: Eukaryota; Metazoa; Nematoda; Chromadorea; Rhabditida; Trichostrongylidae.
AUGAAUUUGUACCAUUUUCCAGGUUCCUACUGUAAUAUUAAUGAAUACUAUACGGAUGCAUCAACGGGUUUCUGGGGAUGGGCAUUUGUGAUGUCGAAGGCACCGGAACUCGGUGACACUUUGUUCCUCGUACUGAGAAAGAAACCAGUGAUCUUUAUGCACUGGUAUCAUCAUGCACUCACAUUCGUCUACGCCGCCAUCUGCUACUCUGAGCAUCAGGCUUGGGCCCGAUGGUCACUUGCUCUUAACCUUACUGUACACACCAUCAUGUACUUCUAUUUUGGAGUUCGAGCGAUGAAAAUCGAAACACCACGACCGGUUGCGAAAUUCAUCACCACGAUUCAGAUUGCACAAUUUGUUAUCAGCUGUUAUAUUUUUGCACAUCUUGUUAUCAUCAAAAGCUACAAUCAAAUUCCAAACUGUGCUGUAAGCUGGAAUGUCCUCUCAAUCGGUGGUCUCAUGUACCUCAGCUACCUCUACCUAUUCGCCGAAUUCUUUUAUAAGGCCUACAUAAAGAAGCGAUCACCCACGAAGGUUAAGUCUCAGUGA